AGGCGCCAUCUUGUUCCUGUGCGGGGCGGCGGGGCCGGGCCGGGCCCGCGCUGAGGGAGCGCCCGGGGCAGCGCCCGCCGCCACCGCGGGGCGCGGCAUGGACACCCACUACUACGGCGGGGAGCAGUCAGAUGAUGGAGGAGCUACUCCAGUGCAAGACGAGCGAGACUCAGGAUCUGAUGUGGAAGAUGAAGGAAACGAACAGCAUUCUGGAUCGGAGAAUGGAAGUGUAGGGCACCAUUCAGAGAAUGAACAUAGUGAUGGAGAAGAUGAUGGGCAAGGCGAAGAGCCUCGUAUGACAGACUCUGAAAAUGAGGAUAACCCAAGGCAAAAAGAAAGUGAGUCGGAUAAUGAGGAGCCCCCAAAUCACAAUGUGAGUGAUUCAGAAAAUGAAGCAACUCAUGGAGAGAAAGACAGUGACUCUGAUACUGAGGACCAUCCAAACCGGCAUUUAAGUGACUCUGAAAAUGAAGAGGCCUUAAAUCAUCGAGCGAGUGACUCUGACAAUGGAGAACCUCCAAGGGAUCACAGCAGUGAUUUUGAAAAUGAGGAAUCACACAAGCAGCCAGCCAGCGACUCUGAGAGUGAGGAGCUCCAGAAGCAGCCAGCCAGCGACUCUGAGAGUGAGGAGCUCCAGAAGCAGCCAGCCAGCGACUCUGAGAGUGAGGAGCUCCAGAAGCAGCCAGCCAGCGACUCCGAGAGUGAAGAGCCUCAGAAGCAGCCAGCCAGCGACUCAGAGAGCGAGGAUGUGUCCAGACACAAGCAGAUAGAGUCUGAAGAUAGCGAUGGGGAGGACAGGAAGGAAAAGGUGCAGAAUGACUCUCAUCAUUCAGAUAAUGAACAUGUAAGGAAAGGAUUUCAGGGCUCUGACAGUGAAGACGAAGCUCCUAAGAGACGUAAAAUAUCAGACAGUGAUGAAGAUGAAAAAGAGGAAGAAAAGACAGUGAAGAGGAAAACAGCCAUCCUUUCUGAUAGUGAGGAUGACAAUGAGAAAACACCUGCAAAAAAGGUACGAAUCCUUUCUGAUGCUGAAGAAUCGGACAGUGAUGCUGCUUCAGAAAAAUCUGACAAAAGGAAGAAAAAUGUUGUAUCUGAUAGUGAGGAGGAGGAAGAAGAAGGAAAAGAGAAUGCUGGGAAGAAAAAAGGGAAAGAUCUGUUUGGCAGUGACAGUGAAUCUGGAAAUGAACAAGAGAACCUGAUUGCAGAUAUAUUUGGAGAAUCUGGUGAUGAGGAAGAGGAGGAAUUUACGGGUUUUAACCAGGAGGAUUUGGAGGAAGAAAAAGGUGAUGGAGACAUGAAGGAGACAGCAGAUGAAUCAGACUCUGAUGAUAACAUCAAAAGAGGGAAGCACAUGGACUUCAUGUCAGAUUUCGACAUGAUGCUGCAGAGGAAGAAGAGCAUGAGCGGCAAGCGCAGGCGGAACCGUGAUGGGGGCACUUUCAUCAGUGACGCAGAUGAUGUGGUCAGUGCCAUGAUUGUGAAGAUGAAUGAAGCUGCUGAGGAGGAUCGUCAGCUGAAUACACAAAAGAAACCAGCACUAAAGAAAUUAACUUUGCUACCAACUGUAGUUAUGCAUCUUAAAAAGCAGGAUCUCAAAGAAACUUUCAUCGAUAGUGGUGUUAUGUCUGCCAUCAAAGAGUGGCUUUCUCCUCUUCCAGACCGAAGUCUGCCAGCACUAAAGAUAAGAGAGGAGCUUCUGAAGAUCCUACAAGAGCUGCCCAGUGUGAGCCAGGAGACCCUGAAGCACAGUGGCAUUGGACGGGCUGUGAUGUACCUGUACAAACACCCCAAGGAGUCAAGACCGAACAAGGACAUGGCUGGGAAGCUGAUCAAUGAAUGGUCUCGUCCCAUCUUUGGCCUUACCUCAAACUACAAAGGCAUGACCAGAGAAGAGAGAGAACAGAGAGAUUUGGAACAGAUGCCUCAUCGAAGGAAAAUGAGCAGCUCUGGUGGUCAGACUCCCCGUAGGGACCUGGAGAAAGUAUUAACAGGAGAAGAAAAGGCUCUCAGGCCCGGGGACCCUGGGUUCUGUGCCCGAGCGAGGGUCCCAAUGCCCUCCAACAAAGACUACGUCGUCAGGCCCAAGUGGAACGUGGAGAUGGAGUCCUCCAGGCCCGGGACUAUUAAGAGAGGUAUUAGUCGCUUGGAAAAGCACAAGAGACGGUUUGCUGAACAGAAACGACUCAGCAAAGUGCAUCGGGCCAUCAAGUUCAGCAUUGAAGGCAACAGGAUGCCCCUGUAGCCAUACCACUGCCUUCCCAAGUUGGAGAGGUAUCCCUCGAGGGAGGUGUGAACAGUGCAUGUGCUCCAGCUGUUGGCAGUUUGCACAUGCAGGACAGGAGUGUGUACACCCUAACUUUAACCUGGAAAACUCUCCUUGAAUUCUCUCGUGUCUGUACUGUGACCUACAAGGGAACUUGUACAGGAGAAGACAGGCUCUAGCACAUAACCUCUGUCAUGGCUCCUGCCUGCACAGCUUCAGGGUACCCAAAUGACAAGAGUUCAGCGAAAAUACCUGUGCUCAAAACCAGCUUUGCACCACCUGUGGUUUUGAAUGCUGUUCUGACACAAUUAGGUUUUCCAGAUUCACCUGAAGCGACACAUGGGCAUUCUUAGCCCUUGGUACAGGAGCUCGUGUCACUGCUUGCAGUGUCUGUGGCUGACCUCUGACUGGGGCACAGUGAGGUGUUUUUCACACCUUCUCAUUCAAGGAAGUAGAAUGAUGUGAGACAAUAGGGGUGGUUGAUGGGAGCUACAGAAUGAGACCAGGGGGAGAAGAAUCCUCUGCUGUGAGUGUGGGUUAGGAGAACAUGCAUCAAUGGGAAUUGCUUUGACAAUUCCUGGUCUGCAUUUUAAUGCUGUAAGCAGGGCUGCCACAAGCUGACAGUGACAGGAAGAGGUGAGCACAAGCCAUAGAUAACUGUUGAGUUCAUAUUAAGCUUCAUAUUUAUUUGUUUUUAAAAAGAUAUUUUCUUAAACAUCACUGUGAAAUUUUAGGUAUAAUUUCAAUGAAUAGUGAACAGAUUUAUGAAUAAAUCUUAUUUAAAAUCAGCAUGUCAGGAGCACCUUCUUUAGCCGUGGGAACAAGUUUCUAAUGGAUGUGUUUUUCAGAUACUAAGUAGCAUGUUUUGGAUAUCACUGUUUCUCCCAAACUUAAAAGUGUCAUGUUUCCAUCACUUACUGUUUCUGUUGUCUAGUUAAGGAAAAUUGCCUUCUGGGAAGCACUGGCUAUGGCGUGGAAGGUCCUUGCUGUUUGUCUUCAGCACACCAUCACUGAAUUAAUCUGUGCAGAAUAACUCUUAUGCCACCUGGUUUUCAUUUGCAGUUCAAACACAGAGAUGAAAUGCAAUGCUUGUAUGGUCAGCGUAGGCAUUUCUUUUUGCUCCCCCCUACACUGCCUUUGUUCAAUAAUCCUUUGCUUUCUCAAUACUAAUCCCUGACCUUUAAAAUAAAUGGCAGCCUGAAAUUGAUGUGUCACCUUAGUCACAGUGUAUCUAACUCUCCUGCAAGAAGUCCAGAGUGGUGACAUUGGUGCCCUGUGGUUCUGACAUAGCUGCAGCCAAUAGAUAGAAAAUUUCCAAAUGGUACCCAGCUGCACAGUGAUUGACCAUACACUGUGAUGACUGUGAGUGCCACUGCCUCCACCUGGGCCCUGCAGAUACUGGGGGGCAUUUUCCCUUUCUGGGAAGAAAACAGAUCAGCUGGGCUCAGUGGCUCCCCCAGCUCCUUGCCAGGCGCAACCUCGCAUGUGCCGCUUGCCUUGGACAUCUGGGGCGUCUGCUUUUUUUCAGUGGUAAUUAUUAGUUUUAUUUUUUAAGUUCCAGGGGACCUCUAAGAAAGGGGUGAGUCGACUGGACAAACAGAUGCGGAAAUUCACAGAUAUCAGGAAAAAAAGCAGAACGGCCCAUGCAGUGAAAAUCAGCAUUGAGGGCAAUAAGAUGCCAUUGUGACCCUUCACAGAAUGCCCCAUGAGCUCUGCUGUAAGACAGUACACCCACAGACUCUUUGGAGACCUUUAAAUUUUUUAACUUGUUUGGGGUGGGUUUGGUUUUUUAGUUUGUUUUUUAAGUGAACCCUUAAAUUGUUGGUUCAGGUUCUGGUAGAAGAUGUUGUCUGAGGACUGUGAAUAUGGGGACUCCUUUCUCCUGAUUGUAUUUAAACUGGCCCUGUUGUGUCCUUUGUACAGAUCAUGUAUUUGUUGUAUUGCAACACUUUAAAAAAUAAAACAUCUUCUGGUUUCUUUUGGGA
Camarhynchus parvulus is the source of this 4248-nucleotide messenger RNA. It is a transcript of the gene IWS1, whose product is annotated as interacts with SUPT6H, CTD assembly factor 1. Gene Ontology annotation, biological process: poly(A)+ mRNA export from nucleus. The record is from RefSeq and is a predicted model, not a curated record. The transcript has 14 exons. Gene Ontology annotation, cellular component: nucleus. The coding region runs from base 98 to 2242 and encodes 714 amino acids. NCBI's taxonomy places the organism in Eukaryota, Metazoa, Chordata, Aves, Passeriformes, Thraupidae.